Messenger RNA from Durio zibethinus, 3868 nucleotides. RefSeq lists its product as uncharacterized. The record is from RefSeq and is a predicted model, not a curated record. Lineage: Eukaryota; Viridiplantae; Streptophyta; Magnoliopsida; Malvales; Malvaceae. Gene Ontology annotation, biological process: protein transport.
ACGUUUUGAGAAGUUCUAAUCAGAUUCGUUUGCUGACAAUCACAAGAAAUCAAGAGAAAGAGGCAAGGAGAAAAAAACGACAUUUCAACGUUCACGAAAGUCCAAUCGGUUCAUAUAACUUUCUUCACUUUCUCUAAUAUCCCAUUUUCCGUUGAAAAUUAUCGCUUGAAUCAAAAUCACAACUCAGUUUCUAAUUCGACGGCCCCUUCCCCCCCAAAAAAAAGAUGAAAACCUUUUAAUUCUUUCCAUUCCCUUUUGAUCUAAUUAUUAUCGGAGAAAAAAAAAAAAGAAAAUGCUUCACAAGAGCUUCAAGCCAGCCAAAUGCAAGAUAGCUUUAAAGCUAGCGAUACCGCGACUAAAGCUAAUGAAGAACAAGAGGGAAGCACAGGUUAAGCAAUUGAAGAGGGAGUUAGCUCAGUUACUGGAGUCAGGGCAGGAUCAGACGGCCAGAAUUCGGGUGGAGCAUGUGGUUAGGGAAGAAAAGACUGUGGCAGCAUAUAAUCUUCUUGAGAUAUACUGUGAACUUAUCGUGUCACGUAUGCCCAUGAUUGAGUCUCAAAAAAACUGCCCCAUCGACUUGAAGGAAGCAAUUUCAAGUGUCGUUUUUGCAUCUGCAAGGUGUGAAGAGAUACCAGAACUCAAGGAUGUAUCCAAACAUUUUACAGCAAAAUAUGGAAAAGAAUUUACUUCUGCCGCACUUGAAGUGCGUCCUAAUUGUGGUGUUGGUCGUAUGUUGGUUGAGAAAUUAUCUGCCAAAGCACCCGAUGGUCCAACCAAACUCAAAAUUUUGACUGCAAUUGCUGAGGAACACAACAUCAACUGGGAUCCUGAAUCAUUUGGAGCAAAAGAAUCAAAGAUUUAUGAGGACUUGCUGAAUGGACCAAAUACUUUUACAGAGGCCACCAAAUUUUCAGCAGAUCCUCCUAAUAUCCAAGCUUCAACCAGUCAUGAGCGGAGACCUCCUAGUGUUCAAGUUCCUAAUUAUGAUAAGGAGCCACCUAAUGUUCAAGAUCCAAAAGACAUUGGAAAAAGUGAUGCUCACACAAGCUUCUAUGAGCAUAGCUCAAGAUCAUCUCCUCACUUUAAAAGUUUUGAUUAUUCGAAUACUGGUGCCAAUAAUUUGAUGUCCUCUGGAACUUAUCCUCCAAAUUCAUAUUCUGGGAGUGUGAGUGCUUUCUCUUCACCGAGACAACAUUGGAAUAUGGAAUUUAAAGAUGCUACUGCUGCUGCUCAGGCAGCUGCAGAAUCUGCAGAGCUAGCUAGUAUGGCUGCCCGAGCUGCUGCUGAACUUUCAAGCCGUGGAAACAUCUCCCAGCAGUAUUCAAUGGAGUCACACAUGUCGUCCCCUCAUGGUAUGAGAGAUGAGGAACCACGAAAGUAUACUGGCUCAGCAUCUCAAAAUGAACAUCUUGCUCGACAUCCAGUUAAUAAUAUUUCCUUUAAUGGAAGGAAUUCUACGGAUUAUGAACAAACUGACAGCAACGAACAACAUAACCGGGCAGGAGUGGCAGGCAUUGCAAGGAGUGGUGAUAAAUCCAGUCAUGGUUCCUUUAAGUCAACUGCAGCUGCCUUCAAUGAAAAACCAUCUGUGAAUAAUCAAAUCGCAGAUGCUUAUUCUCAAAGAAACUCAUCUGAAGGCAGGAUGGAGCAUUUUGCUGAAGUGAGUAUGAAGAGAAACUCAGGCGAUAAUGGGAUGCAAUUUGUAAAUGAACUGCAUGAUUUUAAGAAUCCUCUGAAUGUUGAUCAUCAUGAAGGCAGGGCUGGGGAACGAUCAAGAUAUUCUUCUUCUCAUUCUCAAUCAAACACUUUUACUGAUGACUAUGAUGUUGUCUCUAAUUUAAAUUGGCAGAAGUUGGAAAAUGGUAGGAGGAACUCGGGCGAAAGCAGGAUGCAUUUUGAGUAUGAACUGCAUGAUACAAAGAAUUCUGAUUUUGCUGAUUAUCAGGAAGUACGGAUCAGGAAGCAAUCAAGUUAUUCUUCAUCUCAUUCGCAUACCAGUACUUUUACUGAUGAUCAUGAUGUUCUAUCAAAUUUAAACCAUCAGAAGUCAGGAAAUGAUUCUGGUGAGGAUUCUUUUCUUCUCAAUGGUAAAGGAAGCCUUCAAAGAAGCACAAAAGAAAAAACAGAUUCUUAUGACAAUGCCUCGGCAGUUUUUGAUGAUUAUGGAUCAGAUAAUGAUGAAGAUAAUUUUGGUUUGCAGGAAGAAUAUCAGAUACAUGAAAACAGUAUGAACUUUUCUUCUCCAGGUCAAAUAUCACCUACUCAUCCAUUUACAAGUACAAAUUCUUGGAGGACUGAGCAGAAUGUCGAUUCACCUGGAAAGUCCAUUUCAAAAUCACAAAUUUUCUCAGAGCAGCUGUCUACUCCUAUCUUCUUUGAAAGUUCAACUAGCUCUGCAGUUCCUUCACAUGGAGAUGACUUGCCUGCAACUUUUGAUAAUUAUGGCCCUAGUUCAGAAAGUGAAGAGGAGGUAGAUAAAUCUAAGUUUGUUAGGAGCACCAAUCCUAGUAUAGGUAGUCAUAAACAGAAUAUGGAUUCCCACCAGGCUGAAAACAGUAUUUUCACUCCACGGUUGGCUGAAGGCAUGGAAGAUACUGAACAUUCUAAUGAGUCUAGUCUGGAAGAAAUUAAGGAAUUGAACUUUGGAAACUUGACAGGAGGCUUUCGAAAUAAGGGUUAUAGGCAUCCAUCAUAUUCAAAAAUUCAACAAGGCAAUGCAUUAUCCUCUGGAGAGGCAGCCAAUGAUGCAUCUACUAGAAUUAAGCAAUCAUCCUCUCCCUCAGCAGUGGAAGCUCCAGUUAGUUCUGUAUCUUUCAAUCAAGAGUCAUACGGUAGGAAAGGGAAUGAGGAAGUGAAUAGAAAACUCAGCACGAGAGCAUCAGUUACUCAUAUUGACUCUAGUGAUGGUGACUCUGAUGAGGAACGACCAAAACAGACUUUUAGUAACACUCAAGAACAAUACAACAAAAUGCAAAGCUUUGAAGAAAAUAAAAGAUCAAGCUUAAGGGUUCCCGUCCCAUAUUUUGGUUCAGGAAAUAGUGAUUCUGAUGAAGAUCUUCCUAAAACAAGUUUAAAGCCUCAUUCAAAUGCUAGUUUUUCUCAAAGGACCAGGGCCUCUCUUUCAAAUUCAAGGAGAAGCUCCAACAUUAAAACUACAGUUUCCUCCUCAAGGAGUUCUGAUGCUGAUGAAGCUCUACCAAAGACUCGGCCUCAGAAAAAAAACUCAGAUCACUGGGAAAGUUUUCAGCAUUCCAGGUUGGCAUCACAACCACCUUCAAGGCUGGUUUCUGAGACCAAAAGGUCUUCAUUUGGUGGAACUUUGAAGUCAUCAGAAAAGGAACAGCCAUCUACUCCUGUCCCAAAGAUUAUAUCAUCAGGUAGUGCCAAAAGUUUGAAGACUCAAACUUCAAUUGGGAAGGGGUCAUUUAAGGAGACUGCCACUCAUGUUCACCCAAAGCUUCCUGAUUAUGACACCUUGGUCGCACACUUAAAUUCGCUCAGACAGAACCGCCAAUGAAUAUAGGUUCCUUUUUUAUUCUCAUAUGCUGUGUUAUAUUCUUACUACUAUUUUCUAUCUGCAUAUUUAUACAGGUUUUUUGUUUUUGAGGUAUAUAGGGAUGUAUAAUAUAAGCUUCUUUGAUUUGAAACUUGCUGUAAUGCAAUAAAACUGUUCCAUUGGAACUGGACAAUUAAGAGGUGGAAUAAGUUUCUCAGGCUGAGUCUUGUGAUUUUGGCGUACAUUAGCAUGCAAUAUCAUCAAUUUUUGUGGAGGUGAACUUGUGAAGAGAGUUAUAUUAGCCAUUCAGUAUAAUGUCUAUAUUAACUAGAUUCAACCGACUAUGGCCCCUAAACUCUAGGAAGUAUCAUU